Xylaria bambusicola is the source of this 2521-nucleotide messenger RNA. Its product is annotated as cytochrome P450. NCBI's taxonomy places the organism in Eukaryota, Fungi, Ascomycota, Sordariomycetes, Xylariales, Xylariaceae. The record is from RefSeq and is a predicted model, not a curated record. The transcript is spliced from 5 exons. Gene Ontology annotation, molecular function: heme binding; oxidoreductase activity, acting on paired donors, with incorporation or reduction of molecular oxygen; monooxygenase activity. The coding region runs from base 464 to 2050 and encodes 528 amino acids.
GGAUACCGGAAUCUUAUGUCAACGUCCUAUCAACCAACCUUUCUCCUCCGGCGGUAAAGAUUCUGAGGUGGCACAAUGUGGUAACGCAGAGAUAUCGUCAUGAUAUCUAGCUUAACAUAAAGUGCUUGGUAGGACUCCUCUGGACUGCCUACUGGCAGGCUGAGUUUCGGUUAUGAGAUCUCGGACUUACCCUAUUAAGGUUGGCGGCGGAUUUGGCUUGGAAUAGUGUACAGUAAGAGAUCCCUAGCUUAAACGGUAGCAUGAUUGACCGUUUUGAUGACCAAUACCUCGCAUCUCGUUCCCCGAGUGAAUACCGGCGUUUGCGUUCCCCAUCUUCCCCGGCCGUCUCCAUAGACAGUCGUGAUAUCGCGGGAAGUGGUCCAGCGCAGCGCGCCUUUGCUAUACGUCCAGGUCGCCAUAUUGCUGAAGUUGGGCAUAGCCGUCCGUUAAAAGCACAUUCGCCAUGGAUGCCGCGCAGCCUUCGCCGGCGACCACUUGGUCCUGGCUGGAGUCCGACGCUGUCCCGCAUAUCGUGUCACAACCUUUACCUAUGAUCGUGACUAUUCUUGCUGCUAUCUUCGUUGCUUAUUCAGCCUGGAGCUCGAGACUUCGAAAGCUGCCGCCGAUCCUUAACACUCCCAGUCGUUUUGACAUGAGUAAUUCUCUGGCCAAGCUAGAUUUUCUCCAGAAAGCUGCCAGCCUAUUGAAAACCGCGAACAACGAUUACGCCAACAAGCCAGUUCGCAUUGCGACGGACACUGGCAAUUUGAUUAUUUUACCACCGAAUCACCUCGCCCAGGAGAUCCGAAAUGAACCCAAUUUGAGCUUUUUCGCCAGCUCUGAAGAAGACUUCCAUGGCAAGCUUCCAGGCUUCGAGGCGUUCAACGCCGAGAAGGCCGCCGGCAUGCUUCUUAAGGUGACUCGAAAUCAAUUGACAAAAUACCUAACGAAGGUAACAAAGCCGGUAUCCUUGGAGGCAAGCUAUGCGCUGCACAACCUGCUUGGGGACUCUCCUGAAUGGAAAGAGGUCAAUGUCCACCACACGAGCGUGAAGUUUGUGUCAAGUCUGUCUUCUCGCAUUUUCUUGGGUGACGAACUUUGCCGUAAUAAGCUCUGGUUAGACACCACCUCUCAGUAUGCCAUUAAUUCUAUGCACGCGGUCAAGAGAUUGCGCUUGUAUCCGAAGUUCUCGCGUCGCUUCGUUCACUGGUUCCUACCUGAAUGCCGAUUGAUUCGCAGGCUGCUCAAUGAAGCUCGGGGUAUCAUUCAAGAAGUCCUUGACAGAAGACGGGCGGAAAAGAUCGCAGCUGGCAAAGAGGGUCGGCCAAUUCCACGUCACAACGAUGCUAUUGACUGGGCUGAGGAGGAGUCGAAGAAUGACCCUUACGACCCUGCUGUCUAUCAGAUUGGUCUCUCCAUGGCCGCCAUUCACACUACAUCGGACCUACUAAACCAGACUCUGCAUAACCUAGUUCAGCGACCAGAACUGAUCAACGACUUGCGCAAGGAGGUUAUAGAGGUUCUGAAAAGCGAAGGUCUCACGAAGACUGCGCUUUACAAUCUCAAGCUGAUGGAUAGCGUUCUCAAGGAGACACAGAGGCUGAAGCCGAUAAAGAUGACAACCAUGCAUCGUAUUGCCCUUGCAGAUGUCACGCUGUCAGAUGGCACUGUCAUACCCAAGGGCACCAAGUGUGCUGUUCGCUCUACCAAACGCCUCGACCCGAACGUCUACGAAAAUCCGGACGUCUUCGACGGGGCUCGAUUCAUGCGUAUGCGUGACGUCGAUGGCAAAUCAAACCAAGCACAUCUCGUGACUACUGGGACCGAGGCGCUUGGCUUCGGCCACGGUCUCCAUGCUUGUCCUGGGAGAUUCUUUGCGGCGAACGAGCUCAAGAUCGCGCUUGUCCAUCUACUUCUCAAGUAUGACCUGAAGCCCACAAAGGACUACGUCCACAAGGUCAUUGAGCUGGGAUUCGAUCUUCGAGUCGACCCUAAAAGCCAAAUCAUGGUCAGGAGACGAAAGGAGGAGAUAGAUCUGGAUUCAUUAUGAUCGUCUGCGUUUGGCUGUAGUGCGCUCGACUCACCAUAGUUCUGGUCAUGUUCUGAAAUAACCUGUAUAUCAUCAUUCUGCAUAUAACUCUGCAGCCACCUAGGCUACAGCUACUUUUGCAACGCCCUCUUUUCUGACCAUUGGGGGACGCUUUUGCUACGUACACAAGUCUUGGGGAAUUCUGCAGUCAUCUUUCUUUUCCAUUUGCUCUUAGGGUACUCUGAAAUGGCAUCUAGCCUGCCGUUAUCUUCAUAUCGCUUCGUAAGCUCUUCGUGGAUGUCCGUCUCGGCGCUUUUUUGUUGAAAUCGUGACGAUCGAAGGCCUCCGGACCAGGCUGCUAUCAAUAGAUGCUCAAUUCUGAUAAGUCUCUAUUCUAUGGAGUGCAUGUGGAUAGUGUACUCGCAAUGAAAUACGAAAGUCCUGUAUGGACAUGAGUUUAGGUAGCUGCUCGAGUCCUAGGUCCCAUAGUUA